CGUCGAUGUCACAACUCCAUAAUGAAUCCGCCGUUAAUUUCAGACACCUCAACACCAGAAGAACGAAUUUCUCCCUGAUUGACCCUCUCGACGUCUGCUAGGUCGUACGCGCGCCCCUCAGCUUUGGUGUGUAAUAUUGAACUCCACCCCGAAAAUCCCGACAUCGUCCACUCCGAGCUCCAUGGCUUAGGUUACCCAUUGCACCGCCUGCGCUCUUCACCAAAGCCUCAAUGGCGUCGCCUCAAGACUCGAGCGCGCAUGCGACGUUCAAAUUCCCGCCCUUCCAGCCUGAUCUGCUCCCGGCCCACCCAGAGGAGCCGCCGUUCGGGCUCAGCUCCUCGCGGUCACCAAGUCCCAAUCGGGCAGCGCAACCGCAGUCGAGCGCGUCUUCCGAUCGAUGGCAGCCGCGCAAGGAGUCGAGAUAUGCGUACAUGAAUGGCUCGACCCAUGCUCCCGCUACCAGACAUGGCAGGCAGAAGAGUCUGAGUGAAGCAAUUAGGACAAUACGAACGAGGAGAGCGAGCGUCAGCCAGAACGCUGCCGAGAUUGCCGACGCGCUGAAGGUCCCGCUAUCUCCAAGGCUGAUUAUACUCUGCGGCGUCUGGUACAUGACCUCCAUCUUCACGAACACGUCCUCGAAAGCCAUCCUCACUGCGCUCCCGAACCCCGUCACUCUCACACUAAUUCAAUUCGCCUUUGUAUCGUCCUGGUGCCUCUUCCUUGCCGCUCUUGCCAAAAGAUAUCCCCGCCUGAAAGCUUCCAUACCAGUGCUGAAAUGGGGCAUCCGGUCUCCCAGCAAGGAGCUUAUCAUGACAACUCUUCCGCUUACCCUCUUCCAAAUCGGGGGACACAUUUUAAGCUCCGACGCCACCAGGAGGAUUCCCGUCUCCCUUGUCCACACUAUCAAAGGCCUCUCCCCUCUCCUCACCGUAAUGGCGUACCGACUCUACUUCCAAAUCGAAUACUCCAUCCCCACCUAUCUGUCGUUGAUCCCCCUCACCCUCGGCGUAGUGAUGGCCUGCUCCGCCGACUUCAAUGCAAACUUCAUGGGCCUCCUCAUGGCAUUCGCUAGCGCCAUCCUCUUCGUAACUCAAAACAUCGUCUCGAAACAAAUCUUCAACGACGCCGCCGCUGCAGAAAAGGAAGGUCUCCCUCCCACCAAGUUCUCCAAACCUGACAAGCUCAACCUCCUGUGCUAUUCAUCUGGGCUCGCCUUCAUCUUCACAUUCCCCAUCUGGCUCUGGUCCGAAGGCUUCACGCUCAUGGGCGACUUCCUCCAAGAUGCCUCUAUCGAUCUCUCCAAUCGUCCCGGCAGCCUCGACCAUGGCCGCCUCGCCCUCGAAUUCCUCUUCAAUGGGACCUUCCACUUCGGUCAAAACAUCGUUGCCUUCGUCCUCCUCUCCAUGGUCUCCCCAGUCACCUACUCCGUCGCCUCCCUCAUAAAACGUGUGUUCGUCAUCGUCUUCGCCAUUUUCUGGUUUGGCAACCCAAUAACCCGAAUCCAAGGCUUCGGCGUCGCCCUCACAUUCCUAGGUCUAUACCUUUACGACCGAACGAGCGAUGCCGCGAAGGCGGACAAACUUGCUAGAGCCCUACGCAGCAAACAACAAGGCACCUUACUCCCCCUCACAACAGACAAGCUGACCCGUCCCGCUUUCACCGCUUCUCCGACAGUCGUGUCUGCUGGCACAGGCGCAUACCCCAUUUCCAAUGGCUCCCUCGAACCGCGCGAUGAGAAGAAACACGACGAUGUGGGGCUAGGCAGAUAUGGGGCUUCCAACCAGCAACCAAGCUGGCUACCACCCGGCACAAAGCAGGAAGAAACAUGGCGGCCCAAUGGUAUUACUGGGCGGCCUAAUGGUUUGGGGGUUACGUAUGGUUAACUCAACUUUAAUUUUUUCAUUUCAUCUCUCUUUCCAUUCUAAGUUCAUUGAGACAAGUGUC
Messenger RNA from Lindgomyces ingoldianus, 1944 nucleotides. Its product is annotated as TPT-domain-containing protein. The record is from RefSeq and is a predicted model, not a curated record. The coding region runs from base 231 to 1883 and encodes 550 amino acids. Gene Ontology annotation, biological process: phosphoenolpyruvate transmembrane import into Golgi lumen. Gene Ontology annotation, cellular component: Golgi apparatus; endoplasmic reticulum. Gene Ontology annotation, molecular function: phosphoenolpyruvate transmembrane transporter activity; antiporter activity. Lineage: Eukaryota; Fungi; Ascomycota; Dothideomycetes; Pleosporales; Lindgomycetaceae. The transcript is spliced from 2 exons.